Molecule: messenger RNA, 4447 nt
Organism: Girardinichthys multiradiatus
Lineage: Eukaryota; Metazoa; Chordata; Actinopteri; Cyprinodontiformes; Goodeidae
Product: G-protein coupled receptor 37-like 1
Exons: 2
Coding region: 201-1856 (551 amino acids)
Biological process (GO): positive regulation of MAPK cascade; adenylate cyclase-inhibiting G protein-coupled receptor signaling pathway
Cellular component (GO): plasma membrane; signaling receptor complex
Molecular function (GO): G protein-coupled peptide receptor activity
Source: RefSeq, a predicted model, not a curated record
ACAUUCAUGUCGUUGAUUCCGUUUACUGUGCUCUCACAUCCCUCCAGUCAGUGCUUUUAUUUUGAAAUGUCCCACCGGAUCACCUGUGUGAUGCUGAACUUGGUUGGACUCUGAAACUUCUCCAUCAGGACCGCAGGAAGGGUGGACCGUCUCUCAGACUGCUUCAUGGACAUUUCUGUCUCCUGCUUUAGUCCCAGCAGAUGUCUGAAGGAGACCAGCAGCUCCGCGGAACCAUGAAGCUUCUCUGCUGUUUGUUUCUGCUGUUUCUGCGCAGCGCGGAGCUCCGGCACGUCCUCCCGGAUCCGGACUUUCAGGCGGAGGAUGCUGCAGGUUUGGCUGCGGGGACAGAAGCGUCUCCUCAGGCGGACCGGACCGGUCUGAACCGAACUGAAACUUUGGGUCUGAAGCGAGUCACUCGAGGCGCCAAAGAUGGGAGUAUCAGAAAAAGAGACCCGGUUUCCCAGAACAGUCCUCCCCGACGACACGACGACCCGAGCGGCUUCUUCACCACGCCGCGGGCUCACCGCCACACCUCCGCCCCGCAGGCCAACUCCUCUGCGGGGCUCCUGAACCCGCUGGUCCCGGUCACGGACGCCUCCUACUGGGCCUACGCGGUGCUGCUGCUCGCGCUCGUGCUGUUCGCGGCGGGUCUCGUGGGGAACCUCGCGCUCAUGUGCAUCGUGUGGCACAGCUUCUACCUGAAGAGCGCGUGGAACUGCAUCCUGGCGGGUCUGGCCUUCUGGGACUUCCUCGUGCUCUUCUUCUGCCUGCCCGUGGUCAUCUUCCACGAGCUCACCUUGAAGAGGUUGCUAGGAGACCUGUCCUGCCGACUCGUGCCGUACCUGGAGGUGACCUCUCUGGGCGUGGCCACGUUCAGCCUCUGUGCUCUGAGCAUCGACCGUUUCCACAUCGCCACCUCGCCCGGCCCACAUCAGACUCCAAAGGUGGAGCCGUGCCGCUCCAUCCUGUCCAAGGUGUGUGUGAUCUGGGUGGGCUCCAUGGUUCUGGGGGCUCCUGAGCUGCUGCUGUGGCAGCUCGUCCAGGAGCCCGUCGGCCUGCCGGCACUGACCUCUGACCUGCAGCAGCGCCAACCUGCGGCCUCACUCAUGGCCUCCUUAAGAGCUCGAACUGACAGGUUUAAGGUGGACAUUUGUGUCCGUGAGCCAUCAGCGGAGCUGCCAGAGAGCAUCUAUGCUCUGGUUCUGACCUACCACGAGGCCCGGAUGUGGUGGAUCUUCGGCUGCUACCUCUGCCUGCCGCUGCUGUUCACUCUGGCCUGCGAUCUGGUGACGAGGCGGGUGUUGGCUCAGCAUGAACUGCAGAAACCAAUCAGUGAGAAGGUGACCAGCAGAUGCUCCUCCUCCUCUUCAUCCUCCUCCUCCUCAGUGAAGAAGAAGCAGGAUGUGAGGGAGCAGAGACUGCGGACCGCCGUGAUGGCGCUGACUGUCCUGUACGUCACCUGUAACCUGCCUCAGAGUGUAUGUAACAUCACCCUGGCUUAUGUAUCAGCUCCGGUUCUGGUUCCGCCUACGGUGGCUCUGGUUGAACAGUUCCUGCUGUUCAUUUGCUGCUCAGCGACACCGGUCCUGCUGCUGUGCCUCUGCCGCUCUCUGGGCCAGGCCUUCAUGGACUGCUGCUGCUGCUGCUGUGAAGAGUGCCUCCCUGACACCAACUCCUCUUCAUCAUCUUCUGCUUCAACCGCCCCCACCUCCACCCUCUCCUCACCCACCUCACCCUCACCUUCCUCCCUGUCCCCCUCUGACAAAGACGAGGCGAUGAAGAGUGUGUUGGCUGCGGAACCUGCGUGCUGUGAGGCAGUGAAAGCCUCUGCAGCAGCCAUCGGGACACCCUGCUGAGCCCAGGACUCAUAGCGGUUGUUUAAAGGGAUAGUUUGUGUUUUCUACAUCGGGGUUGUGUGGGGUGGUUAUAAACGAUCAGCGUCUUACAUCCAGUCCAGAGAAUUCAUUCAGCAGACUAAAGUAACCAUGUGCAAACGAACCCUUCUGCCAUUUGGCCGUUACCUUGACUCAUGUUUCCUGAUUCUCCAAACUGGGAUUGCUCUGCUGAGCAACUGCUGCAGGGAAGAUACUGACUACUUGGAACUGCACCACACAACCCUAUUUUGUUGAAACAAUUACAUUCUUUGACUUUAUCAAUGCUUGGAUUUUAUUUUUGUUAAAUGGUUAAAAAUCUAUGAACAGCUGAGUUACUGAAACAGUUCAGAGACCACAGAGUUUAUCUGUAUUUAUCCUGAACCUUCAAGCCCAGAAACCUUCAACAUUUGUCUCAGCCCUGGCAGGUUGACCUCCACAUUUCCUCUUUAGUUCAUUAUUAUAGCCUCCAGAUGCACAGCAGGAAUAUUCCUUAUUUCCAACUGUUAAUCCUGCAGCUUCAGUCAGGUGAGGAGACAGGUCAUCUCCCUCAGAAAGCUGCAGGAUGACAUAAAAACAGUCAGAUCCAACCCAUAAAGCAUUGCUGUUAGUCAGUUUCAGGGCAGUUACACUUGCAAUCAGAAGUAAAAUCAAUUCUGGGAGGAGAAGUGUAAUCUUUAAGUUCUUUUGUUAUUAGACACAUUAUUUUUUUCUCCUUAAGGACGUACCUGACAUGUUUCGAUGGAGAUUUCCGUCUUCAUCAGAGUAGAUGAACCGGUCAGCUGUUCUUCCCUGAGGCGGCCACGGGGCUGCAGACCGGUUGCUCCGAGGUGGCCACGGGGCUGCAGACCGGUUGCUCCGAGGUGACCACGGGGCUGCAGACCGGUUGCUCCGAGGUGACCACGGGGCUGCAGACCGGUUGCUCUGAGGUGACCACGGGGCUGCAGACCGGUUGCUCCGAGGUGGCCACGGGGCUGCAGACCGGUUGCUCCGAGGCGGCCUCAGGGCUACCGACCGGUUGCUCCGAGGUGGCCACGGGGCUGCAGACCGGUUGCUCCGAGGUGGCCACGGGGCUGCAGACCGGUUGCUCUGAGGUGGCCACGGGGCUGCAGACCGGUUGCCCCGAGGCGGCUUCAGGGCUACCGACCGGUUGCUCCGAGGUGGCCACGGGGCUGCAGACCAGUUGCUCCGAAGCAGCCACGGGGCUGCAGACCGGUUGCUCUGAGGUGGCCACGGGGCUGCAGACCGGUUGCCCCGAGGCGGCUUCAGGGCUACCGACCGGUUGCUCCGAGGUGGCCACGGGGCUGCAGACCAGUUGCUCUGAGGUGGCCACGGGGCUGCAGACCGGUUGCUCCGAGGCGGCCACGAGGCAGCAGACCGGCUGCUCCGAAGCAGCCACGGGGCUACCGACCGGUUGCUUUGAGGCGGCCUCAGGGAACAACCGGUGACACGUCUCAUACCAACUAGUGACACCUCUGAUGAAGACGUGUCAGGUACGUCCUUAGGGAAAAACCCUGUGUGUCUAAUAACAAACGAACCUAAUGACUAUUGUAAACAGACACAAUGAACUUUAUUGGAAUAAAAGUGUAAUAAUAUCAGAUUUUCAAAGAGGAGUCAGACCUCCCGUCAGGAUGAUUUAUGGCGAUGCUACAUAAAACCAGCUUUUAAAGCCACAGAAACAGGAUCCUGACCCACCACAUCAGCAGCCUGACCUGUAUAGUCUGGUUCUGUUGCUCAGUCCUGGGCGUUGUGGUGGUUUCUCAGUAAUCUGAUGUUCUGCUGGACUGACUGGGUUCCAGUGUUGUUUGUCUCUGGUUUCCUGUUGUGCUGUUUAAAGUUAGCAGAACAUAUGAGCUGCAGAGAAGUUUAAACUGACUGAUGGUUCAACCAAUCAGAAACACCUGAAGGUCCAGAGUCAUCCUGAAAGUCCCGCCUCCCUUCCAGAGAUGUUUUCUGGAUCAAGUUAUUACCUCAGAAUUUCUUACGUCUUUACCAACACGGGCCGAGAAAGAACUCCAGAACGGUGCCAGAACCUUCGGUGCUGCCUCAAAGUGUUCUAAAAGCCUUUCAGAGACUGUUGGUUCUGGCAGGUAAGACCAGAAGUUCUGAGAUGAAGGAAAAGUUGAAAACAUGACUUCUUGUGUCAUAUGAUUCUGUAUUUAUUAUUUUUUCCUCCUUCUUUGAUCCAAAUGAAUCAAAGGUUCUAAAAUCUGUUCUCUGAUUUCGUUUGUUCUGACCUAAAACAAAAUAAAACUCAAGAAUUGAUUUGGUUUUAAUGUUCCUUCAGGAGAUUCUGUAGAGCAGAUGUUUAUUUGACUUUUGUUAGAAAAUUAGAGAUUUUAGAUGAAUGUCUUUUUAAAAGAUUGUAGAUCAAAUAAUUGUUGUUUUUAUUGCAUUCUUUCAGUUUUCGGUUAUUCCUAAUAUUUGUGUCCUGUUCUCAGUACUGUAUGAAACUAACUGGAGCUAAAUUCAGUUAUUCUGAAUUAUGACUCAUUUUGUUUAUUUUACAGCAACUUUUUUCUGAUUUUUGUACACUUUGUUGCUUCUGUUUCAAUAAAAUGUGAUUUUUUUCCGUA